UGGCUUGCAAGAUGAACAUUAGGUCUCAUCUCCAUCUUCCAUUGGUGGCUGCCCUGAUGCUAAUCACAAUCAACAGGUGUGGUGAGGCUAGCGUGGCAACAGGUGCGAAGGACGCCAACGCAACGGUUUCUGACAACGUCAAAGCAAAUCCUAGUGUAAACAACGAUGGAACUAAUGAAGAUAAAUUGAAUCCCCGCAUGAUUGGUGGAUAUCCUGCCGGUAGUUAUAGCGGAUAUGACUCUGGUGUUACGUCGAAGCCUUAUCCCAACUACGGAUUCGGUUAUUCCGGCAAUGUAAACUACGGUUCGUCGAACACCAUGGGUUCGAAUUAUGGUUCGGUGACUGCUGGCCCUUACGGCGCAUCUUACGGAUCUGGAAGCUAUGGCGUUACACCUGCUACGUAUGGUGCGUCCUACGGGGGACCUUAUGGCAACACAGGCCCUUCUUACGGUGUGAAUCCGCUUCCAACUUACGGUGGUAUGGCUAACCCAGCAUAUGGAACCGGAUCUUCUUAUGGUGUUCCUCCUGCUUACGGAAACAAUAUGGGCUCUUCGUAUGAGGGUUAUCCAGCGACUCAUCCCUACUCUUCCUACGGCAGUAACAUGAACACGAUUGGAUCUUAUGGCAACACUGGAGCAAACUACGGAGUCGGUAGCUAUGGAGGUAAUGCUGGAUCUUACGGUGGAUUUGGGAACAGUUACGGCGUUACUCCGUAUUCAGCUCUUGCUGGCGGCAUGGGUGCAUCUUCUUAUAGUGGAAACUACGGUGGAGGAUCUUAUGGUGGAAACUACGGCGGAGGACCUUAUGGAAACGGUAACAUGUACGGUGGAAUGAUGAAUGCAGGAUACGGUAUGGGAUUAGGAUCUAAUUCAUAUUCCAACAUUGGCGCUGGAUACCACGCCAAUAGGAAUCUUUUCUAUUGAUCCCAGACUUUGAUUUCCUGUCGCCACGAAACAUGGUUUAUAGUUUAUUCUUUUC
This is a messenger RNA of Daphnia carinata, 978 nucleotides long. RefSeq names its product keratin, type I cytoskeletal 9-like. Bases 12 to 923 code for a protein of 303 amino acids. Lineage: Eukaryota; Metazoa; Arthropoda; Branchiopoda; Diplostraca; Daphniidae. The transcript has 3 exons. The record is from RefSeq and is a predicted model, not a curated record.